ACAAUAGAAAUUUAUUUCUGCAAAAGAAGCACAGCAUAUUAACAUAUUUCUUGAGAUAACAAGAAGGCAUCUGUGAACCAGAGAAAAUAUUUUUAAAAUUUAACAAUUAAAGAAGUGAUAAAAAAAAUAUUUAAAAAAGGAAGAAAAAUAACAACAACAACUGAGCGCACAACAAAAGUGUUUCAUAUCUUACAAAGAUUUUUUACAAAGUUAAAUUUUUUCUACAGCCGUGUUUUUUACACCUACAUUGUGACGUAUCAACAAACAUAUUGUUGGACCCGUAGUUAGUGUAUCUGUGUGUGGUGGUUUGGAUACUUGCGUGUUUUCAGAGUUCUUUUUUCCUCUUGCAAACCAAGUCCAGUCGGCCCCAGCACAAACAAACAAACAAACAAAACGGGCCAUCAUUAAACGAAGCAACAUUCAAACAAUCAAACAUCUGCACUAAUAGAGAGCCAGUCAGCUGGUGAUUUUAAUCCUUGCCGCCUGCCUAGAACAUCCUUUGCGAAAUUUCUUUCGGUAACUCAACACGCAGGCAACAGCAGUAGAAAAUCUUUCCUGCCGGUUUGUACACGUCAUUCCUCUCUGAGCCGGAAAGAGGGAGCAGUGCAAAGAAGUGCCGACUUGAGGUAGUUAAGUGAUUGUGUUUUGGUGGUGAUUGCAUUGCAUUGUGUGAGCUGCCGCUGCCGCCGACGACACCAAUCCUACAGCGCUAGAGAAAAGAUAUAUAGCACAGCAAACUUGUCGGCAACUACGUCGUAGUCGUCGUCGUCUCUUGGAAGUGUUGCGAUUUUAUAUCUGAAAAAAUACAAGUUUGUCAGUCACCGUCACUAUAUUCGGUCAGUGUGUAAGCGUGUGUGUUUGUGUGUGGAACAUUCCAAAAAAAGCGAAAAAGAAUUGUGUUGUUUGAAAAGCAAUAAUUAAACGCAAAAAAGUAGAAGAAUAAAAAAAAAAAACAAAGAAAUUCCAAAACAAAACUAGGUGAAUUAAAAUCAACCCCCCGUCCUCCCCUCGUUGUUGCCGUUGCUCUGCUGCAAAGAAAUGCAAAGUUAUGCAGAUGAAUGCUUUCGAAGCUAUGGCUUCGAUACCGACAUGGAAAUGGAUAUGAAUGGCGAGAGGCAGAAUAUCGGAAAAACUAAAUCAAGAAGUGAUUCACCUUUGGCCGGUGCUGUUGCUGCGGGCCAGCUACAACCACCAAAAACACCCGGCGCCCUCGAUGAGGCCACUGUCGAUGAUGUCUUGCCAAAUGAGAUUUCCGCACCAUACGAAGUUCCACAAUUUCCCAUUGAGCAGAUUGAAAAGAAACUACAAAUACAGAGACAACUUAAUGUCCGUGCCAUGACCGAUAAGCAUUCGAUACAGGGUGACACAACCGAUGAUACCAUAAAUGUCUUGGAUCAUGAUUUGAUACCAAAUUUCCAACGUGUCUCCAUUUCCGGUGAGGAUACCAGCGGUGUGCCUUUGGAAGAUUUAGAAAGAGCUUCCACUCUCCUCAUCCAGGCACUGGAAAUGCGUUCACGCUACAUGUCCAUCUCGGAGCAAUCGUUUCCCACUACCACUCUACGUUUCCUGAAGACCGUACACGAAAGUGAUCGUUUCAAUAAAAUCCAAUACGAAGAUCGUAAAUCCAUUGCCGAAUUAAUCCGCAAGAUCAGUCUACCUAUGAUCCAUUUUCCACCCAGAGAUCAUCCCAUUCACCCACCAACGGAGACCAGCGAUCCCUGGGACAUUGAAUUUCCAACCGAUAAGAAUUACAGCAUUCGUGCCAUUGAUGGUGUCUACAAUGUUUUUCUCAAUGAGGAUUCCCAAGAGCCCAUGAUCCAGAAUUAUCCAAAACUUAAGGACUUCUGCAAUGACAUGCAAAUCAUGUGCAACAUGAUUGCCGAUGGACCCUUGAAAUCAUUUUGUUAUCGCCGUUUAUGUUAUUUGUCCUCCAAGUUCCAGUUGCAUGUCUUACUCAAUGAACUGAGAGAACUGGCUUCUCAAAAGGCCGUGCCACAUCGUGACUUCUACAAUAUAAGAAAAGUUGAUACCCACAUUCAUGCCGCCUCGUGUAUGAAUCAAAAACAUUUACUGCGUUUCAUUAAAAAGACUUUGAAAAAUAAUGCCAAUGAAGUGGUGACGGUGACCAAGGGACAGCAAAUGACAUUGGCCCAAGUAUUUCAGUCCAUGAAUUUGACAACCUAUGACUUAACUGUCGAUAUGUUGGAUGUACAUGCCGAUCGUAAUACCUUCCAUCGUUUCGAUAAGUUCAAUGCCAAAUAUAAUCCAAUUGGUGAGUCACGUUUGCGUGAGGUAUUCCUGAAGACGGAUAACUAUUUGAAUGGCAAAUAUUUUGCGCAAAUUAUAAGGGAAGUGGCAUUCGAUUUGGAAGAAUCUAAAUAUCAAAAUGCUGAGCUACGUUUGUCAAUCUAUGGUAAAUCUCGUGAUGAAUGGAAAAAAUUGGCCAAAUGGGCCAUUGACUAUAAUGUCUAUUCCACCAAUAUACGCUGGCUCAUACAAAUUCCACGUCUUUAUGAUAUUUUCAAAUCCAACAAAUUGAUGACAUCGUUCCAAGAUAUUUUGGAUAACAUCUUCUUGCCAUUGUUCGAGGCCACAGCCCAACCCAGCAAACACCCGGAGUUACAUCGUUUCUUGCGUUAUGUCAUUGGUUUCGAUUCGGUCGAUGAUGAAUCGAAGCCAGAGAAUCCCUUGUUUGAUGGUGACAUAACCACACCACCCAAAUGGACAGAUGAUGAGAAUCCUCCCUAUGCAUACUAUAUUUAUUAUAUGUAUGCCAAUAUGGCUGUUUUGAAUCAGUUUAGAAAGGAACGUGGCCUAAAUACCUUUGUCUUACGUCCCCAUUGUGGUGAAGCUGGUCCGGUGCAACAUUUGGUCUGUGGCUAUCUAAUGGCGGAGAAUAUCUCCCAUGGCUUGUUGCUGCGUAAAGUACCUGUACUACAGUAUUUAUAUUACUUAUCUCAAAUCGGUAUUGCCAUGUCGCCGCUGUCGAAUAAUUCACUUUUCCUUAACUAUCAUCGUAAUCCAUUGCCGGAGUAUUUGGCACGUGGUCUCAUUGUGUCGCUAUCAACUGAUGAUCCCCUACAAUUCCAUUUCACCAAAGAACCCUUGAUGGAAGAGUACAGUAUUGCCGCACAGGUGUGGAAGUUGAGCUCAUGCGAUAUGUGUGAAUUGGCACGUAACAGUGUUCUGAUGAGUGGUUUUCCACAUAAGAUGAAACAACAUUGGCUGGGACCCAACUAUACCCGGGAGGGUGUUGCCGGCAACGAUAUAACACGCACUAAUGUACCCGAUAUACGUGUGGCCUAUCGUUCGGAGACCUUGCUCGAUGAACUUUCCAAUAUAUUUAAAGUUCAUCAACAUCCCCAUAUGGAGGAAAGUCCUUAGACACCAGGCACCACAACGGAAAUCUACUGUGAAUUAUGAAGAAUCAAUAAAUCUAUUAACCAAUCAACCAACCAACCAAAAUUCAUAGCCGAAUAUGUCUCUGAAUUAUUUGUUGUGUUACAAAUGUGCGAAUUUAUAUAUGUAGCUUUUUUUGUAUAUAAAAAACACAAAUUACAAAUAUCAUCACCCAGCUAUUGAUGGUAUUCAGUUAUAUCCAUAAAUUUUCUAUCAAGAUGAACAAGAAGAGGAAGAAGUUUCGAAAUCAUUGACUGCUGGACCAUGCAUAUUUACUUAAAAAAAUCACAUCUUCUAAAUUAAUACAUAAAAUAAUAAUAAUCAUGUUUUCUUUUUUGUAUUCUCGUUUCUAAUUUGUUUUGUUAAGCCAAUAACAAUAAAAACAAAAUUAUAUAUUAACAAAUUAAAAAUAA
Molecule: messenger RNA, 3812 nt
Organism: Musca domestica (house fly)
Lineage: Eukaryota; Metazoa; Arthropoda; Insecta; Diptera; Muscidae
Product: AMP deaminase 2
Exons: 12
Coding region: 1039-3384 (781 amino acids)
Biological process (GO): AMP metabolic process; IMP salvage
Cellular component (GO): cytosol
Molecular function (GO): AMP deaminase activity
Source: RefSeq, a predicted model, not a curated record